AUGAAGUCGUCUGUCGCGGGAAGCUCCCUAUCGGCAUCAAAUUCGGAAUGGAAGCUCGUGAACUCUGGCACUCGUAUGGCACGACCACUCCGUGGUGCCGAGCUGAUAGUCAGAUACGCAGAGCACUAUCGCAAUGGAGACUUCCAACUAGUUAUCCAAGCCAGCAUUGACACACCCCUGACAUGCGAACAGCUUAAAAAGCGCAGCCCAGCAGCUUGGUGGCGCACGAGACGGGCCCAACCCAUCAUUGCUCUCGAUAUAGACAUGGAGCAAGCCUCGUUCGCUCCGCACAACACAUCCGAAGCUGCAAAGCGCUGGGCAAGCCAAUCAUGCUUCGUAGCAACAAACACUUCCGUGGAAGAAGUCGCCAACACCCUCAUCCGCACCCCAUCAAACCUAUCAUCAAUGACCCUAAUCGUCGACCCAGCCCGCGGCCCAAGAGGCUGCAUUCUUAAUAUCUCGCACACCCUUAUCAGUCUCAGUGUCUACGACAUCCUCCACGAAUUCAUCACCCAGCUCUCCAACCCAGAAAACGAGCGCGGCAUCGACGCCAUCUUCUCCCCAGACUUCCUACUAGACAUCACCCCGCGGCUCCCUCAAUCCCUGAGCCACGCCUACUCGCGCAUCCACAAUCCCUCGCCCGAAGACCUCCAGGCCGCAAUGGCCGUCAUACAGCGCUCCCAAGCGCGCUUUGCCCGCUCAACAAUUGGCGUUCCCAUCCAUGCAGACUGGAAAAACCGCCCGAGCAACAUGCACAAUGAACGCAUCGCGUUCGAGCCGUCUGAGUCCCGCGCUGCAUUUAAAUGUUUCAAGAAGCUGGGUAUCACGCUAUCAACGGCCUUCUUCGCGUGCAUGACGUCCGCCGCAGCGCAGAUGUUCGGGAAAGGCGACGAAGAAGGCGCCCAUCUGCUCUUUAGCGGGAACGGUCGUCGCUGGGUCGACCUCGGCGGUGAUGGACACGGUCCUGUCCUUAUGAGUAUUCUGCCUGGUGGGUUGUGGGUCGAGGGCAGCGAUGUGGAUAUCCGCGCCAAAGAUCAGGACGGCCUUGCUGCUUUGGCUAAGGCUAUUGGACAUGCUCAGGCAGAGGAUCUGGUCUCGCCGCAUAUUAUUGCGUUGUAUGAUCAGAUGGCGCCUGCGUUGGUGAAGGGCAUGGCGGAGCCAGUUGAUCCGGCGCCUCUUGCCCGUCUUACGUUGACUUCGCAAGGUAUUUUUGGUGGGGGACGCGAGCUGGAGGUAUUGGAUCCUAUUCGGAUGAGUACUUUCCUUACUGGUGGGCGGUGUUCUGAGGGGCUUUGCUUCGCUUUGUCCAGCUUCAAGGGGGAGUUGCUCUUUAAUAUGCUCUUUGAUGAGCGCUUCUUUGUGCCGGAUGAGCUCAUGCAGUUUGGCCAUGCCGUUGCUGGGCUAUUCAAGAAGUUUGUCGGAGACGAGAUGCAAGCGAAGCUUUGA
Messenger RNA from Penicillium soppii, 1446 nucleotides. RefSeq lists its product as uncharacterized. Lineage: Eukaryota; Fungi; Ascomycota; Eurotiomycetes; Eurotiales; Aspergillaceae. The record is from RefSeq and is a predicted model, not a curated record. The transcript is spliced from 2 exons. Bases 1 to 1446 code for a protein of 481 amino acids.